AUGGUACUCGCUUUCAACGCGGAGACUCUUAAUGGGCUCUGCUCUAAGGAUCAGCUUGAGCUGCUGGAUUCCAUCGACCAUCUACGUCUUCAAGGGAUUGAUCAUUACAUAUCCCUGCCCCAGAUAAUCGUCUGUGGUGAUCAGUCCUCGGGCAAGAGUUCCGUAUUAGAAGCUAUUUCGGGGGUUCCCUUCCCAGUCAAGAGCAACCUCUGUACAUGCUUCCCUACAGAGCUUGUUCUUCGACGAGCAGCCGACACUGGAGUAACUGUUUCUAUUAUCCCCGAUAAUCCUCCCAAGUUCCUAAAACAGAAUGGUGCCCAUAAUAAGUUCCAUGAGGAACUUGCAGGCUUCGAAGGGUUCCCGGAUCUGGUUGAAGAGGCAAAAGCGCGCAUGGGAAUCUCGGCUUCGGGGAAGACAUUUUCUAAAGAUCGGCUUAGGGUUGAAAUUACAGGUCCUGAUCGUCCUCAUCUCACGAUCAUCGACAUGCCGGGCCUCAUUCACUCGGGGAUGAAAUCGCAGAGCCCAGCUGAUGUCAAAUUGGUUCGUCAAGUAGUUAAGAACUAUAUGAAACAAUCCAGAAGUAUUAUUCUAGCAGUUGUCUCUGCUAAGAAUGAUAUUGCGAACCAAGUAAUAUUGAAUCUGGCUCAAGAGGUCGACAGAACAGGUAGUCGUACCAUAGGAGUCAUCACGAAGCCGGACACUUUAGUGCCUGGUUCUCCUAGCGAGUCUCACUAUGUCUCACUUGUUAAGAACGACGAAGUAAAUUUUGACCUCGGUUGGCAUGUACUCAAGAAUCUUGACUCGGAAACACAAAAAGGGUCUUCUCUUCUGAGCCAACGCAAUGCUGAAGAGAUACGGUUCUUUUCUAAAGGAGUUUGGAAGGAUCUCCCUUCGUCGAUGUUGGGGAUCAAUGAGCUUAGAAAGAAGCUUAGCAAUGUUUUACUUCGUCAAAUUGCUCUUGAGCUACCAAGUCUGAUCCAUGAGAUUCAACUGAAGCUAGAGGACUCACGCGACCAGCUUGAGGAACUUGGAGAACCUCGACGUACUCUUGACGAACAAAGGCUUCGACUUUUACAGAUUAGCCAGGACUUCCAAUCAAUCGUUGAACGUUCCAUCAGUGGGACAUAUAAUGACACGUUCUUCGAAGACGCCGAGACAUCUCGAGGAUAUCUUCAACGGAUCCGCGCGGUGGCACAGAACUUGAACAGAGAAUUCGCGGAGGAGCUUACCAAACGCGGCCACAAACGCGAGAUUUCAGAUAAGAAGACUUCGAGUCCCGAGGGUCCCGAGUAUAUCACUAAGGAUGGGCUUCUCAACCAUAUUCAGACUGUAAUGCAAAGAACCCGCGGUCGGGAGCUCCCUGGAAUCUUCAGCCCCAUGGUCGUGGCCGACCUAUUCCACCAGCAAUCAUCUCCGUGGGAACAAAUCGCACAGAACCACGUUAUGAAGUCUUGGAGGGCCGUAGAGACAUUCAUCGAGCAUGUCGUGAUUUACGUUGCAGAUAUACCUAUUGGCAAGUCUCUACUUGAUCAAGUAUGCCAGCCGGCUCUUGAUGACCUUCUCGCUCAAGCCAAAACCAAGACUACCGAGCUGCUUAAUUCGCAUCGACGCGUGCACCCAAUCACUUACAAUCGAGAGUACGCGGAGACCAUCCAGAGGGUCGGUCAAUCUCAAAGAGAUGAAUUUUCGCGAAUCAUACAAGAAUUCUUCGGGUUAUCGUCUCUUGGGUCGACGUAUCUAAAUCAACGGUCUUACAACUUCAAUACGCUUCUUGAUAGGCUAGUUAAGACUACGGAACUCGAUAUCGAACGUCUCGCAGCUUCCGAAGCUCUCGAUCGCAUGAAUGCUUAUUACAAUAUUGCUAUGAAGCGUUUUGUCGACAGCAUUGCUACCGAAGUCAUCGAGGAGAAACUUCUCGCAGCUCUUUCGAAUAUCCUCUCUCCUGUAGCAGUCUUCAACAUGUCACCCGAACUGGUAGAACGCAUCGCUGGGGAGUCACGGGAAAGCCGCGCGAUGCGAGAUGAACUUACCAAGAAGAUUGACGUCCUUCAGAAAGGAUCGGAAACUUGCAAGCGUUUUGUUGAUUCAAAACUAAGCAGCGCUGACCCGCCUCCCCGCUCGGAAAAGAUUGAGACUCAAGAUGAUCUCGAGUCGGGUGACGAGUUUCCGGAUGUUCAAACCCUAAGCGCCGAGGAAACAUUCGAUGAAGAUUGA
Messenger RNA from Daldinia childiae, 2214 nucleotides. RefSeq names its product Interferon-induced GTP-binding protein Mx1. Bases 1 to 2214 code for a protein of 737 amino acids. The transcript has 3 exons. Gene Ontology annotation, cellular component: cytoplasm; membrane; microtubule. The record is from RefSeq and is a predicted model, not a curated record. Lineage: Eukaryota; Fungi; Ascomycota; Sordariomycetes; Xylariales; Hypoxylaceae. Gene Ontology annotation, molecular function: GTPase activity; GTP binding; microtubule binding.